Molecule: messenger RNA, 2783 nt
Organism: Bombina bombina (fire-bellied toad)
Lineage: Eukaryota; Metazoa; Chordata; Amphibia; Anura; Bombinatoridae
Product: protein-arginine deiminase type-1-like
Exons: 16
Coding region: 209-2164 (651 amino acids)
Cellular component (GO): cytoplasm
Molecular function (GO): calcium ion binding; protein-arginine deiminase activity
Source: RefSeq, a predicted model, not a curated record
AUUACAAAUAUAAAAGGCCAGAGAAGAUGGAUCAAUCUAUUGAAACUGUCACACUCUAAUGACCCAUGGCCUGCUGAAGAGUGUUACUCACAAAUUACUUGCUAAUAGAGGCGCAGGGUGGAUAAUCAGCAGAGUUCUUAAAUCUGGUUUUGCAAGUUCAUUUUAACAUUGACAAACUACAAUAACUUGAAGAGGAGAAGAUUGAACCAUGUCCAAAGGCAGAACAAUACCAUUGUCAUACCUGAAGCCCACCUAUGAUGUGUGCUUAGUUGGCCACGAAACAAAACUGGACAUUUAUAGAUCAGUGCCACCGGGAGCUACAUCAUUUGAGGUCCGUGGGUCGUCCUUGUUAAAUGUAACAGUUGUCUAUAAUCCCAAAAGAAUAGAAAGACGACCGAAAGAAAAUGUCUGGCCACUUAACAAGGAAGCUAGAGUUGUGGUAUCUCCAGUCCUGCCAAGCAAAGAGCUCCAUGACCGCAAGGUAAAAGUUUCAUAUUAUGGGUCAAAAGGAACAGAUCCCUUGGGCAGUGCUAUGCUGUACCUGACAAAUAUUGAUGUUGCUUUAAAUGUAGAUGUGAAUCGCACUGGAGUAGUGAGCAGAGGCGCCAAAGACAAGGACACAUGGACAUGGGGUCAAAAUGGUAAAGGUGCCAUCUUGUUGGUGAACUGUGACCAGGACAAAGACACCAGCAGUGCAGACAAUGAGGCUGGGGGUAUCCCAAACUUAGCAGACUUGAAGGACAUGUCUCUGAUGACCCUGACAGCUGAUGGACCUGAUGAGCUCUUUGAUGACAUGAAACUGAUUUUAAAUGUUUCUGCUGGAGAUGCAGAUAAACUAAAAGUCUAUCAAAACAUAGGAAGGUCCAAGUAUAGCCAUGUCCUUGGGGAAGGAAAACUCUCCUAUACAGUGAGCCGGGGUAACCUCGAUGAGAUAAUCUUCAACGUGGAGGGUCUGAAGUUCCCAGAUGUUGACUUUUCUGGACUUGUUUAUAUAAACCUAACGGUGCAGAAUUAUCUUGAAAAGAUGGAGAUAUUUUCAGAGAGUGUGGUGUUCCGAAUGGCACCGUGGAUAAUGACUCCAAGUACCUUGAAGCCACUUGAAGUCUAUGUCUGCAGUGUGCCGGAUAAUAAAGAAUUUGUGAAAGAGCUGACUGCGCUGGUAGAAAAAGCCAGAUGUAAAUUAACAAUUUGCCCAGAGAUCUACAAUGCCAAAGACCGCUGGAUCCAGGAUGAAAUGGAGUUUGGAUAUACAGAAGCACCACACAAGCGUUUGCCAGUGGUGUUUGACUCUCCCAGAAACCGUGGACUUGCAGGAUUUCCACACAGGUCGGUGUUGGGACCAGAUUUUGGUUAUGUAACCAGGGAACCUGAAAACGAAAAAGAGGUAAACACCUUGGAUGCAUUUGGGAAUUUAGAGGUCAGUCCUCCAGUGACGGUUAAUGGGAAGAGCUAUCCAUUUGGAAGAAUUCUGUAUGGCAGUGGGUUACCCAAAGAAAACGUACGAAUGAAUAAAGUGAUUCGAGACUUCCUAGAGGCGCAGCAGCUGCAGGCACCCGUAGAGCUGUACUCUUACUGGCUCACAGUAGGGCACGUGGAUGAAUUCAUGAGUUUUGUUCCAGCUCCGGACCAAAAGGGAUUCAGGCUGCUUCUGGCCAGUCCCAAGGCUUGUCUGGAGCUGUUCAGAGAGAAGCAGAAAGCAGAAUAUGGUGAUGCUGCCAUGUUUAAAGGGGUAAGAGAUAAGAAGAUCACAAUAGAUGAUGUUCUGGCAGAUGACUCUUUGAUGCAGUAUGCAAAAACAACUCAGGAAUAUGUUGAUUUAAACCGAGAUAUCAUGAAGAAAGAACUUGGGUUGUCCGAGGAAGAUAUCAUCGAUAUACCCUUGCUUUACAAUAAAACCAAAUUUGGAGCAGAUUCCUUCUUCCCCAACGUGGUAAACAUGCUUGUGCUGGAUAAGCUUCUGGUGAUUCCCAAACCCUUUGGACCAAUUAUAAAUGGUGAAUGUUGCUUAGAAAAGAUUGUCCGGUCAUUGCUGGAGCCUCUGGGACUAAAAUGCAAUUUCAUAGAUGAUUACUGGACAUACCACCGAAAUUUUGGAGAAGUGCAUUGUGGUACAAAUGUCGUGAGGAAGCCUUUCUCCAAAAAAUGGUGGGAAAUUGCCCCAUAACCAGGAUUAGGCCUGUGAACCUUCUUUUACUGAUGUAACUGGACUGUAGUUAUCUGAGUAUUAAAACUUACUAAAAAACUAAUGGGAAUAAAAACAAUAGAGGGCAGUAUGGUGCUGUUAAACAUAAUUUAAAUUAAACUGAAGGAAACAACACCUACUCUUUUCAUUGUAUAUUUUAACCUUAUACUAAGACUAUGAUACUGGAGCAAAGGAACUGGAUUAUUCUUGCUAAAGUCUUACUGAGGCAAUAAAGGGGGGGAAAACAAACACAUUUGUAAUUCCGGUUAUGACAGGCUGAAUUCCUAUUGCAGAACAGGCAAGACACAGGCUUAAACACAAAGAUAAAAAAUUUGUUAUCAUUAAAAGUUAUGUUACUUGAAAUUAUGUAACAAUUCAGUAACUAUAUACUAGACAUGAGCAUUUCAUAUCUUUUUGUUGCAUUCAUUCAAGAAAAACAGUUAUUAAAACAGGUGGGAAAAGCUUAAAAUAGUUUACAGUUUUACACUAUGAAAUGCCCUUGUCAGUUGAUUUCUCCCAGUAUCAGCCAAUAAGUAUGUAAGAUUUGCUUUUGUUCUUGGCAAUUUUGACCCUAAUAAUAAAAACAAAACAAUUUUGAAAA